Messenger RNA from Scutellospora calospora, 420 nucleotides. NCBI's taxonomy places the organism in Eukaryota, Fungi, Glomeromycota, Glomeromycetes, Diversisporales, Gigasporaceae. The record is from the annotation of a GenBank genome assembly.
GUGCCACCACUGCCAACCAAUAAUGGAUUUCAUGAAACUCUUGCAUUGUUACAUGAUCAGAAAAAUUCGAAACAAACAUCAUUUUUACAACAAAAGGACCUUGUCGAAGAGGUUAAGAUUACUCCUAACCAUGAUUUUAAAGAUGAAAAUUGCGUAGAUGGUAUUGAAUUUGAUCCAGAAGAGGAGGAUUUGGUACCACUUGCUAAGACCUACUAUGAUAAGGUCAAAUCCUCUUUCGACAACAUUUCUUGUGAAAUAAAAGAGCGAUUGGAACAACAAGGACCCAGUGGCCCGGAAUUGUCUAUUGCUGAACAAAGGCAGAAACAAUCUGAAAAAAGAUGGUUGUGUCUUGAAACUUUUGAACAAUUUUUGAUUGAUGGUGGAAGAUAUUGUGGUAGUUAUCGCAGUUGUAAAAGUUGA